Messenger RNA from Monodelphis domestica (gray short-tailed opossum), 2094 nucleotides. RefSeq names its product Fc receptor-like protein 4. The record is from RefSeq and is a predicted model, not a curated record. Gene Ontology annotation, molecular function: transmembrane signaling receptor activity. NCBI's taxonomy places the organism in Eukaryota, Metazoa, Chordata, Mammalia, Didelphimorphia, Didelphidae. Gene Ontology annotation, biological process: cell surface receptor signaling pathway; immune response. Gene Ontology annotation, cellular component: external side of plasma membrane.
GUCUACAGGAGAGGAAAUGUUGGCUAAUAGUUGAAGGAAGGCUCUUUGACUUCCUCUUUUCUCAUUCUACCAGUUCUAUGUUGAAUUACAGCUUGGAAACUCCUAGUUGAGAUCUAAAUUGGAUCUACAGUUGCUGAGAGAACUCCUCACUCUUCCCAAUCUCCCUGGAGCUUACCCUCAUGCUGCUGUGGACAUCUUUCUUGGUCCUUGGUUUGGUCAGCAGGCAAGCAUUUACUGCAAAGAAAGCCAUUGUGCACCUCAGCCCUCCGUGGACCACUAUCUUCCAGGGAGAGAAAGUCACCCUGACCUGUGAUGGAUUCAACUCCUCCAUACCCAGAACAUGGUGGUACAAAAAUGAACAGAGGCAAAAAACACGGUCCACAAAAAGCAUUGUGAUCCAACAGCCUGGAAUGUACAGAUGCCAGAACCAAGACUCAACCCUCAGUGACCCUGUGCACCUAGUAGUUUCUUCUGAUCCGCUGAUCCUGCAGACCCCAUAUUCUGUGUUUGAAGGAGACACAUUGACCCUGAAGUGUCGAGGACGAUAUGCUGAGAGAAUCAGAAAUAUUACAUACUAUAAGGAUGGAAAGAUAUUAUCUUAUUUCCUUAAAACCUCUGUCUUCGUCAUCCCACAAGUUGGUUUAAGCCACAGUGCCCAAUAUCACUGCACAGCGACUACUGAUCUAUUGCAAAUAUUUCAGCAGGAAAUAAGUUCAAGAAAGGUAGCGCUCCAAAUCCAAGAACUGUUUCCACCCCCUGAGCUGAAAGUCACAAGCUACCAGCCCAUAGAGGGGACCCCAAUAGCCCUGAGCUGUGACACCCAGCUCCCUCCACAAAAGUCAGACACCGAGCUGCACUUCACCUUCUUCAGAGAUGGCAGGACCAUCACAUCAGACUGGAUGAGGUCCCGGGUGCUUCAAAUCCCAGCCAUCUGGAGGGAAGACUCAGGGUCCUACUCGUGUGAGGCCAGAGCAGUGGCUCAGGACAUUCGGAAACAGAGCAAAGGCGUGAAGAUCAAUGUGAAAAGAAUCCCCAUCUCUGGCAUCUUAAUGAAGAUACAGCCCUCAGGGGGGCAGGUGACUGAAGGAGAGAAAGUGGUCCUCAUCUGCUCAGCAGCUCAGGGCACAGGGAACAUCACAUUCUCCUGGAACAGGGAAGGCAUUCAUUCAAGUCUAGGAGAGAAGACUGGACGUUCCCUGGAGGAGAAGUUUGUGCUCUCUGAUGUGAAUAAGAAUGAUGCAGGGAAGUAUUACUGUACUGCUGACAACAGCAUCAGCAGCAUCAGCAGCCAAAUGACAGAUGUCAUUGUAAUAAGUAGAAAUCUUCCCCCCCAAUUCAACUCAAGAGAAAAGAUUCGUCCCUUGGCCCUUGGACUGAUUGUGAUUCAAUUCAUUAUGGUUGGCCUCUGUGCUUCCGCACUUCUAUUUUUCUUUGGACCUUGGAGUAAACUAGGGAAUUGUUAGUCACAGAUACCUGGGCAAGUCAUUUAAUCCUGUUUAUAUCAGUUCCUCAUCUAUAAAAUGAGCUGGAGAAAGAAAUGGCAAACCACAUCAGCAUCUACCAAGAAAAUCCUAAAGGAGGACACAAAGGGCAGGACAUGACUGAAAAAUGACUGAACAACAAAAAAAUUGUUAGUUAACUUUUCACAUAUCAUGUAGGUCUUAUACUGACCCCUUUGAGAACAGAUCUCAUCCUACUUUUUUGGAUUAUGCACUCACUUAAUCAACAAGCAUUAAUUAAUACUAUUAUACUAUUUAUUGAUACUUGCAAGAUUUAAAUUAAUGUCCAAUACUUUAAGUAUUAUUUUUAUAAAGUCUAUUAUCUGACAAAAUAGAACCAUGUGACUAAGUUUUCUACCUACUCAAAAUGCCUGCUCCACCAAAGCCACCAACAGGAAGGAAAAGAGAGCUAGACACAAAACUCCACCCAAUUUAUCUCCUGUCUACAUCAGCACGUAAUGACAGGAGGUAAGUGGACUCCUGGGAAUCAUAGUUUUUAGGGUAACAGUUUCUAAUUUCACUAACUACUAUAUGCCAAACUCUAUGCUAACUGCUAGAGAUGCAAAGACAAAAAUAAAAUAGUCCUCAUUCUAAA